AUGGCGGAGCAGGGCAAGGGCGACGGAGAAUGGCGGACGGUGACAAGGAGAAGGGCGAACCCGCAGAGGUCAGACAAGAACUCGGUGAGAUGGACAAAGCCACGAAACGGUAUCACCUUCUUCUUCAACAAUUUUCCGGAAGGAAUUUGGCAAGAAACGUUGGAGAAAAGCUUCAAUAAAAUCGGUAAAGUUACAGAUAUCUUCUUCCCUAGGAAGAGAGACAUUAAGGGCAAGCCUUUCGGGUUUGUUAGGUUCGAGGAGGGCUCCGACAAAACAAGGAUCCUGGGAGAUUUGAAUAAUACCUGGUUCGGUAGUUACAAACUUAGAGCCUACUUUCCUAGGUUCGAAAGAUCUACCCCGGAGGUUGUCUCUGAGGAUGAGAAAGUUUCGGCAACUGUGGUCAUAAAUGGUUGUAAAGACAGGCCGGCACCAAAAAGGACCGCCCAAAAUUGUCUUUCAAAGAAGAGAGAAAGCGGGAAGACUUUCAGGGAGGCGCUUGGUGGAACAGGUAAAUCCACCGAUCCUCCGGCGGAUGAGGUCAUUGGCUUCCAACCGACAGAUGAAGAGACUGCAUGGCUUACACACUCUUUUACUGGAUUCGUGAAAACGGAAUACACCUGGGAGGAGUUUGGCGAAGAAAUCAAUAGUGAACGUGCAACUCUUCUAAAGAUCUCUUCCCUUGGGGGAAAUCUGGUCUUAAUUCAAAGCACGGACAAUAGGCCGGUGAAAGAUCUUUUGACGGAGCUCAACGAAUGGACAACCUUCUGGUUCGACUGGGUGAGACCUUGGUCUUACAUCGAUGUUAACACUCAAAGAUCGGUUUGGACCAAGUGGUUUGGUGUGCCGUUGCAAGCUUGGAAUUCUAGGUUUUUCGAGAUUCUGGGGGCAAAAAUUGGGAUGGUGCUGAAGAUUCAUGACCUUACAAAAUCCAAGGACCGAUUGGAUUUCGCGAUGAUUCAGAUUUCAACUGGUUUGGCACCGAUCAACAAAACCUUUGUGUGUAAAAUUGACGGAGCCCAGUUUAAGAUCAGGGUGGAGGAAGUGUUUGAACAGAUUCCGGCGGAAAACUCACAAUCUCAGGAAAGUUGCUCGACGUCAGAAGAGGAAGUUUUGUCCGAUGAUGAGGAGGUUUUGGCAGAAUCGGUGCUCCCGGCAGAGGCUCAGAUCGGAAGGUUUCCGGCAAUAUCCAACAACAGCGGUGAAUUCGGCUCAAAACCGGUCCAAACCAAUACCUCUUCGUUUUCCGCUCUGGCGGCUGCCGACUUUUCGCUUCCCAAUAAGGAUAGCAUGCACGCUACCAACUUUCAAUUAUUAAGGUGUCAGCCCCAAGGUAACGACCCUCAAGUUCGGCUGCUCUAG
Messenger RNA from Salvia miltiorrhiza (redroot sage), 1359 nucleotides. RefSeq lists its product as uncharacterized. Bases 1 to 1359 code for a protein of 452 amino acids. The transcript has a single exon. The record is from RefSeq and is a predicted model, not a curated record. NCBI's taxonomy places the organism in Eukaryota, Viridiplantae, Streptophyta, Magnoliopsida, Lamiales, Lamiaceae. Gene Ontology annotation, molecular function: RNA binding.